AUGUCAUCGACUCUCAAAGUAUCCCUGCCGCUCAACGUAGAGGAGGAUGCGGAGCUUACGGACAGAUUCAAAGACUCUGCCCUCGCGAUUACUGCCCUCUUCAAGCACGCACAAAAGUCGAGAAAAGCGGCAUUCGCUCAAGGCUACAAUUCUUGCGUAUCCGACCUUCGAGAUUAUAUCCGAUCUAAUGCCCGUACCUCGGAAGCCGAUCGACCUUUGACAGUCGGUGCCAUCCUAGAUUUCUUGGAGAAUCGCCAAGUGCAACUUUUACGUGACCUAGAGGUUUCUACGGGCGGCGGCUUGAAUGGUGCGAACACCUCCACCAGCGAAUCCAAACCCCCGCUUUCAAGACCUACUAAGAGUCCGUCUCCUUCCACCCCUCAUACAACUCACUCCGUCUCUCGUCAACGUUCUCCGACCAUCAAGUCGACGUCUCCACGCCUCAGCGGUCAAACACCUACACCAAACGUCCCUCCUUGGGUCUCACCCUCGUUAUCUCCUACAGCCAUAGUCGAACCCGAUUGGUCGGAUUUGUCCAUGCCAUCAGUGGACAGCUCAAAGACAAACGCCGGGACAGGCUGGCCAGAAGUGUCCGUGCUUUCCAUGCUACCGCUCCCGGUUUCACCGACGACUGCGGCCGUGCUUCCUUCUGCCGGUGGAAAGCGCAAGCGAGAUGCACUCGUCGAAGUUGACUCGAAGAACAUGGCCAACGUUCACCUGCAUGGUCGGCAUGGAGGCAAUAGACGUCGCAAAGGCAAUCCAAAUAGGAACGGCAACCAGAAUCGCAUCAACGAGGAUUGGCAAAUGGACGUUAUGGACGAUGAAGUUUCUGGACGUGAGCGAAAGCGCGUCAGAGGCUGA
Molecule: messenger RNA, 861 nt
Organism: Serendipita indica DSM 11827
Lineage: Eukaryota; Fungi; Basidiomycota; Agaricomycetes; Sebacinales; Serendipitaceae
Source: the annotation of a GenBank genome assembly